This is a messenger RNA of Naegleria fowleri, 1356 nucleotides long. RefSeq lists its product as uncharacterized. Gene Ontology annotation, biological process: receptor-mediated virion attachment to host cell. The record is from RefSeq and is a predicted model, not a curated record. NCBI's taxonomy places the organism in Eukaryota, Heterolobosea, Eutetramitea, Acrasida, Naegleriidae. The coding region runs from base 1 to 1356 and encodes 451 amino acids. Gene Ontology annotation, cellular component: cell outer membrane. Gene Ontology annotation, molecular function: protein binding. The transcript has a single exon.
AUGGAGCAAUCAAGUUCGGUAGGAAUGGAUGAAAGCGAGAAAUUGUUAAUACCUACCACCAUGUCAUUGUUAAAUCCUCCGAUUAGUAAAGAGCAUAGACUUGCUAUUCAGGAUUAUUAUCAAUUUGUGGAUGAACACGAGGAAACUUUCAUGGAUGAUGAAGUUGCACAUCCGAGAAUUCUUCCCAUGAUCAUUCCGAAAUCAAUACUCGAAAAAUAUAAUCAAUUCAUCUAUUUAUUUGAGUUGGAAAUUGCGAGGAAUAAUUUUGAUAAAGCCGAGAAAUAUAUUAAUGAAGCAAUCAAGAUACUGCCGUAUUUUGGACAUGCGUACUUUAGAAAGUCAUCUCUUUACUGGUCCUUAGGCUUCAAUGCCCUCCAAUUGAGAACACUAAAAAUAGGAAUGUUUUUCACAGUGUAUUCGUAUAACAACCAUUCACAAUUGUUUGGAGAACGUUUGAAAAAUUCUAGCCAUGUUCGAGAACAAGAAACUGACAAGAAGGAAACCAUGGUGGUUAACAUUGUUAACCACGACUAUUGGUACUGUAUUUUUAGUGCUUCUCUUUGUCUCUAUGAGAAAAAUUAUGAAUCGAGUUUCUACUAUUUUCAUCGAGCUUUGCAAUACGUGUUAUCACCGAGACAUCAAAAAACUUUGGAAUCUUCACCCUUGUAUUGUUUGACAAAAUAUGAAAGUUUCUAUGCCAUUUUAAACUGGCUUGGAAUUUUACACUCUGAUCAAGAUCGAUUUGAUCUCGAAAUUCAAUUUUAUAAGAAGGCCUUAGUAUACCAUUUUGAAACAAAUUUCUUGCCAAAGUUGGAACCCUAUCAGCUGGCAGGACUCUACAACAACAUUGGAGGUAGUUUUUAUUCUGUGGGAAAAUACGAAUCAGCAAUUGAGCAGUACAAUAUUGGUCAUUCUCACUUUAAUCAGCACGCUCUAGUAUUUCAAAAUCGAGGAGAUGCCUAUGCACAGCUCGAACAGUACCCAGAGUCCAUUAAGGACUAUGAUAAAUGUUUGGAACUUUCAACAUAUACUCAAGUACAAGUUGAUGCAUAUACCAACAUUACUGAAUGCUAUGCAUUGAUGGAUAAUUAUGCGAAGGCUGAGGAAACUUAUAGAAAAUGUUACGAAAAGUUUGGAGCGAAAAAAGCACUUGCCUUUCUUGUCGAUACUGACAUGCAGAUGUUCAUGUCGAGCUCUGAGUUUUUGAAAUUGAUUGAUGAAGCACUUGUUGUGACUGGGGAUGACCCCUUAACCAUUAAACGCUUAAUGAUUCGAAAAUAUUUCAUUACAGAAUCGCAAACAGAAUGGCAAGUGAUUGAGAGGCUGAAACAUGGAGCACUGGAACGAAUUUCUUAA